Messenger RNA from Aspergillus piperis CBS 112811, 649 nucleotides. Its product is annotated as putative polyketide synthase. The coding region runs from base 353 to 559 and encodes 68 amino acids. Gene Ontology annotation, molecular function: fatty acid synthase activity. The transcript has 2 exons. Gene Ontology annotation, biological process: secondary metabolite biosynthetic process; fatty acid biosynthetic process. The record is from RefSeq and is a predicted model, not a curated record. Lineage: Eukaryota; Fungi; Ascomycota; Eurotiomycetes; Eurotiales; Aspergillaceae.
AUUUCCAGGCAUACAAAACUGUUGUCAACACCAUAUAGAUAUAGAAAUAGGGAGGCAAAUUAUGCGCUCAAAGCGAAGGUGCUUAGGAUGUGAUUGCCGGCAUCUCCUAUAAUGUUUCCAGUUUCGGGGGUUUUACUGUAGCCGCCUCAAACUCGCCGGCCGAGCAUCGAUUGCCGGUCAGGAAACGUGGGCAAUCACACCCGGCCUACUCCCUAAUCAUUCCUGCCAAAUGGGCCAUCCGAUAAUACUUGAGCUGAAUUGAUCGAAUUCCUCUGUGAUCUAUUUUCAUCGCGCUUGUUCCUCCUUGACAAUACUCAUCAGGCAUUGAGGUGGAAAUUCGAAGGGACACCCAAUGCAGACCUCCAACUUCGAGCCGAUCGCCGUCAUCGGAUUUGGCCUUAAGCUCCCUCAACAAGCAUCGACGCCAGAAGGCUUUUGGGACCUUCUCAUCCAAGGCCGUUCGGCGCGUACAGAAACCCCUGCUGAUCGGUUCAAUGCCGAGGCUUUCUAUAAGGCAACGGCUACUGGUGACAGGCAAAGAGUGGGCACAGUAUGUUAAAAGAUGAAUGUGUAGUAUGAGAGUUGGGCAGGGAAUAAUGAUAGGUACAGAUAAAAACCAGACAUGGGCAUUACAUUGCCGAAUCCUUGG